UGUGGGUUUUCCAUUCCAAAGCAGAGGCAGGCAAAACCAUGGGCAGUUUUCCGCUGUCUUCUGCACAUACAAAACCUGCCAACCUAAAACCGGCUGCUCCGCUCUCUGUAUAUAGCUCAUACCGCUUCUCCAUUGAAUAUGUCACACAAUCUAUUCCUCCACCACCACCACCACCACCACCAAACCUCUCUCUCUCUCCUCUCACUUCUCUCUCUACGUUAUCUUCUGCUUCUGCCACACAUUUCUGCAAAAGCUGACCAAUUGCUCUCAUUCCUUUCCAUCCGUGGAUGUGCCCCUGGACAUGUUGAUGUAACAAGUCGGUUCCAAUCUCUCAGAUUCUGGUACUUUUUGGCAGUUAUUUGGUUUCAAUUAUUGGGUAUUUUUAUUUUAUAUUUUUUGCUCUGGGUUUUGUUCAGCGCAUGAGUUUUCUCCUUAUAAAAUCGAUUGGAUUGAAAGAUAUAUUUAGUGGGGAAAUUAGAUUAGAACAUUUGUUUCAACUGGGUUCUUGGUUUUCGUCACAAAGUUUUAAUCUUUUGGGAAAUUGGUAGAAUAAGAGCAGUUUAUUAGAUUUUGGAAUGGAAGCAAAUGGGCUGUUUUCUGGAAUGCUUGGCCUGGAAAUGCCUUUGCACCAAAAUCCCCAAAACCCCCCAAAUCCCCAAAACCCUCACAACCCUAUGCACCAACCCCAAAUGGUUCCCUAUGCCCCCCACCAUGACCCUGACCCCCACCAAAACCCUCACCAAUCUGUGAAACAGGGCUACCCAUUUGCCCCCAAAUCCAAGCAGAUUGCCCUGAGUGACGAUGACGAACCCGGUUUCGGUGCCGAUGACAAGAGGAAGAUAUCGCCGUGGCAGAGAAUGAAGUGGACCGACACCAUGGUGAGGCUUCUGAUCAUGGCUGUGUUUUACAUUGGUGACGAGGCGUCCGAUGGCCCUGAUCCUACGGGCAAGAAGAAGCCUGCUGGUGGAUUGCUGCAGAAGAAAGGGAAGUGGAAAUCGGUGUCCCGGGCUAUGAUGGAGAAGGGUUUCUAUGUGUCUCCUCAACAGUGUGAGGAUAAGUUCAAUGACUUGAACAAGAGGUAUAAGAGGGUCAAUGAUAUUCUUGGAAAGGGGACGGCCUGCCGGGUUGUGGAGAAUCAGGGCUUGUUGGAAAAGAUGGAUUUGGCACCAAAGAUGAAGGAAGAAGUUCGUAAAUUGUUGAAUUCGAAGCACCUGUUUUUCAGAGAAAUGUGUGCUUAUCAUAACAGUUGUGGUCAUGGAACUGUUGGUGGCGCGUCGAAUGGUGCGCAUAACUCCCCGCCGGAGGCGGCCACAGAGCCGUCUGAGAUUCCAGCGCAGCAGCAGCAGAGUUGCUUUCAUUCAUCAGAAAAUGCCCAAGCGGUUGCCAAUUCAGGAAGGUCAGAGACUGAGGGAUCCAAAAUGGUUGUCGGAGGAAGUGGCGGCGAGGACGAAGAUGAAGACGAGGAGGAGGAUGAAUCUGAGGACGAAGAUGAUGAAGAGGAAGACGAGGUGGUUGGAGGUGGGUGUAGAGGUCAAAUUGGGCAUGGAAAUCACGAAGAUGAGGAUGACAACAAUGAUGAAAGAGCGCCGCGGAAAAUGGCAAGAAAGGAAGGGUGCAGUGCGGGGUCCUCCUCAUCGAGCCAAUUAAUGCAGCAAUUGAGCUGCGAGAUGAGGGUUGUGAUGCAAGAUGUGACAAAGACCCCGUGGGAGAAGCAGCAGUGGUUGAAAACAAGGCUGAUACAAUUGGAGGAACAGCAAGUGAGCUACCAAUACCAAGCUUUCGAGCUGGAGAAGCAGAGGCUAAAGUGGAUCAAGUACAGUGGGAAGAAGGAAAGGGAUAUGGAGAGAGCCAAGCUUGAGAACGAGAGAAGGCGGCUGGAGAACGAGAGGAUGCUGUUGCUCGUGCGCCGCAAGGAGCUGGAGCUUCAUCAGCAGCAGCAGCAGCAGCAGCAACAGAAUUCUUCAAACAAGAGAAGCGAUCCUCCAUCUUCGCUGACGGGGGCGAUUUACUUGUUUGUACCAAAGGGAAUGUGUGGCGAUGAUACAUUUAUUAUAUAGGCGACGCCUCAGGCAUUUUCGAUAAGCAGCCAAAGGAAAGGAUGCAGCAAAAUUUCGUCUAA
Malus domestica (apple) is the source of this 2119-nucleotide messenger RNA. Lineage: Eukaryota; Viridiplantae; Streptophyta; Magnoliopsida; Rosales; Rosaceae. The record is from RefSeq and is a predicted model, not a curated record.